Penicillium chermesinum is the source of this 1374-nucleotide messenger RNA. RefSeq lists its product as uncharacterized. Bases 1 to 1374 code for a protein of 457 amino acids. The transcript has 3 exons. The record is from RefSeq and is a predicted model, not a curated record. NCBI's taxonomy places the organism in Eukaryota, Fungi, Ascomycota, Eurotiomycetes, Eurotiales, Aspergillaceae.
AUGGUGAUGCAGUAUUUCAACCAGAUGAAGGACCGCCGGCGGUCGCAAGCUGCCCCGACUCCGAAGCCUAUUCUCACCGAAGACGACGAAGCCUACCUAUGCAAAGUCGUUUCCCAACAAGAGCAGAACCUCGAAGCCCCUGAGAACCCAAAUGCAAUGGAUUCAGAGCGCGUACAACAACCGGCCCGGAAAGAUAGUACGCAGGACAUUGCCCCCCCUGCAUCACCUGUGGAGGAAUUUGGAAAAGAAUUGGGAGAGCAGGGAAGAAGAGCGAGCCAACUGGAGAGUCUGCAGUCUACACCAGAGACUAUCAAACAGCAAGCUACAGCAGAGCCAGAGAAAAAGAAGAAGCGAUGGAGCAGCAUGUUCUGGAGAUCUUGUACCUCCGAUGGGGAAGAUAGCCAGAAGGAUCAGAAGGAUAUGACGGACAUUCUUGAGAGAUUGAAUUUGGCUGCAGACAACAACCGAGUCUUCUCUGUCAGUGAUGAAACCCAGGAGCUAUUGCGGAAAUUCAAAUUGAUCUUCAAGGAUCUGGUAAAUGGCGUGCCGACGGCAUACCAUGACCUGGAGAUGCUCUUGACAAAUGGCAAUCGUCAACUGCAAGAUACAUACACUAAAUUACCCAGUUUCAUGCAAAAGCUUAUUGAAAAACUUCCCGAGAAGUGGACGGAGACUCUCGCGCCUGAAAUGCUAGCCGUGGCUAGUGAACGAGCUAGCUCAAGUGGGAUCAACAUGGAGCAAGUGGGCAAAGCUGCUGCAGCCGCCGAAAAGAUGGGGAUCAACGUUCCGAGUCUCAAAGAGCUUGUCACCAAGCCUGCUGCCAUCGUGGGCAUGCUCCGAUCAAUCAUGGCCUUCUUGCGGGCUCGUUUCCCGGCUGUACUGGGUAUGAACGUACUAUGGUCCUUGGCCUUGUUCAUACUUCUUUUCGUCAUGUGGUACUGCCAUAAGCGUGGUCGUGAAGUUCGCCUUGAGAACGAACGACUAGUGACCGAAGAAGAAAUUAAGAAGAUGAAUGAAGAGUUCGCCGAGGGUAAAAUCCGCCCAACGGAGACACUGACGACUACUGCGCCUCAAGGUGCCUCGUCCGAAGAAAUACGGGAGGGAGUGAAGAAUGUAGAACGAGCCCGAGCCUCUUCAGCAUUGGAUGCUGCUGCGACCGAAGCGUCCAGUAGUACUGAUUUUCCUGUCAACGGGAGCACUGCUGCGAAUCCUGAGGAUACUGCUGCCGCCGAGCUGCCGCUGCCGAGCGGCAACAACGAGAAUGCGCGACCACCAACACUUCCAAGUCGAACUAAAUCGCGUUUAUCUUUUUUUGGUCGAACCAAAACAGAGCCUCAAUCAACCAACGGCAUUUCUCCUUACCCUGGGACCUGA